GGAGAGUUGUCAGUUAUUCACUCAAUAUGAAGAUUGGCACCCAUAGCGGCGUUUUCCACUGCGACGAAGUAUUGGCAUGUUACAUGCUUAAAUGUCUUCCAGAGUACAAAGAUGCUGAAAUUAUUCGCUCUAGAGACAAGGACGUACUCGAGCAAUGUGAUAUAGUUGUGGAUGUGGGUGCAGAAUUUGACCACAAAAGGAAACGUUAUGACCACCAUCAAAGGAGCUUCACAGAAACUUUGAGCUCCUUGAGACCCGAAUGUGGUGAUAAGUAUAAAAUUAGAUUAAGUUCUGCAGGCCUCAUUUAUGCAUUUUAUGGCGAAAGAGUUAUUCAAAACUUGGUUCCUAAAAAUAAUCCUUUAUCACCAGAGGACCUUAGGGUCAUUUAUAAAAAAAUUUAUGACAAUUUUAUAGAAGAGAUGGAUGCCAUCGAUAAUGGUGUUCCAAUGACAGAUAAAGAGCCAAAUUAUCAAAUACGCACUCACCUAAGUGCUCGAGUGAAUAAGUUAAACCCAGAGUGGAACACUAAACAAAAUGUGGAUGUGGAUAAAGUAUUUGUAAAAGCCAUGGAUUUAGUUAGUAAAGAGUUUCUGGAUGAAGUAAACUAUUUCUCCUCUGUUUGGUUACCAGCACGGGACUAUGUGAAAUCAUCUUUGGAGAGUAGAUUCCAAAUCCAUGAAUCAGGAACGAUAGUGGUGUUCAACGAACGGUUUCCAUGGAAAGAACAUUUAUUUGACCUUGAAAACGAAAUGGAGCUCGAGGGUGUAAUUAAAUAUGUCUUGUUCAAUGAUUUGCCUGAUUGCUGGAAAAUACAAGCCGUACCUGUGAGCCCAACUAGUUUUAUUCCCAGGACACCUCUGCAUAAGAAAUGGUGGGGUGUAAGAGAUGAAAUCCUGAGCAGUGAAGCAGGCAUCAAAGAUUGCAUCUUUUGCCAUACCACUGGUUUCAUAGGUGGGAACAAGACCAGGGAGGGUGCCUUGAAAAUGGCGAUUGCCAGUUUGGAGGCAGAAAACUAGAAAAAUUUUGUUAAUAAAAAAAUGUGAAGGAUGUUUUAUUGAAUUUUAUACUGAAUC
This is a messenger RNA of Hyposmocoma kahamanoa, 1073 nucleotides long. Its product is annotated as UPF0160 protein MYG1, mitochondrial. Bases 27 to 1016 code for a protein of 329 amino acids. The transcript has 4 exons. Gene Ontology annotation, cellular component: cytoplasm; nucleus. Lineage: Eukaryota; Metazoa; Arthropoda; Insecta; Lepidoptera; Cosmopterigidae. The record is from RefSeq and is a predicted model, not a curated record.